CGAGGGACCCUCCCCCACACAGGACAUCACCGAUAGAUGGCUGAGAGCCCCGGAGGAGAGCCGCCUGAGUCUGCACGGUGAAGAGAAUGUCCCAGAAAUCUUGGAUCGAAAAUACUUUCACCAAGAGGGAAUGUAUCUAUAUUAUUCCAAGUUCAAAGGACCCACACAGAUGCCUUCCAGGAUGCCAGAUUUGCCAGCAACUUGUGAGAUGCUGCUGCGGCCGUCUUGUCAGGCAGCAUGCCUGCUUCACCGCCAGUCUUGCAAUGAAGUACACCGAUGUGAAACUAGGUGAAAAUUCCACAGAAGAACAAGAACAAUGGUCUGUGGAAAAAGACACAGAAGAGAGUCCAACAGAUGCAUAUGGGGUUAUAAAUUUUCAAGGUGGCUCACAUUCCUACCGAGCAAAGUAUGUUAGGUUGUCUUAUGACACCAGGCCGGAAACAAUUUUGCAGCUUAUGCUGAAAGAAUGGCAAAUGGAAUUGCCCAAACUUGUCAUUUCUGUUCAUGGAGGAAUGCAGAAAUUCGAGCUACAUCCUCGCAUCAAACAAUUAAUUGGCAAAGGCCUUAUCAAAGCUGCUGUAACAACAGGUGCCUGGAUUGUCACAGGAGGAGUAAAUGCAGGUGUUGCCAAACAUGUUGGUGAUGCCCUCAAAGAGCAUGCUUCCCGAUCAUCCCGAAAGAUCUGCACCAUUGGCAUUGCACCUUGGGGUGUCAUUGAAAAUCGAAAUGACCUGGUUGGAAGAGAUGUAAUUGCUCCAUAUCAAACCUUGCUGAACCCCCUGAGUAAACUCAAUGUUCUUAACAAUCUGCAUUCCCAUUUCAUCUUGGUGGAUGAUGGUACUGUCGGAAAGUACGGCGCCGAAGUGAGUUUAAGGAGGGAGUUAGAGAAAACUAUCAAUUUACAGCGCAUUCAUGCACGUAUUGGCCAGGGAGUCCCUGUAGUGGCACUGAUAUUUGAAGGCGGUCCAAAUGUCAUCCUCACAGUAUUGGAUUAUCUCCAGGAAAGUCCUCCUGUCCCCGUUGUUGUGUGCGAGGGGACUGGCAGAGCUGCUGACAUACUGGCAUAUGUGCACAAGCAAACCGAAGAGGGAGGGAAUCUACCAGAAGGGGCAGAGCCAGAAAUCAUUUCAACUAUAAAAAAGACUUUCAACUUCAGCCAGCCUGAGGCCGUCCACCUCUUCCAGACUCUGAUGGAGUGCAUGAAAAGCAAGGCGCUUAUAACCGUCUUUCAUAUUGGCUCAGAUGAGCAUCAGGACAUUGAUGUUGCGAUACUAACUGCUUUGUUAAAAGGAACAAACGCAUCUGCUUUGGACCAGCUGAUUUUAACUCUGGCAUGGGACAGAGUGGAUAUUGCCAAAAAUCAUGUAUUUGUCUAUGGGCAACAGUGGCUGGUUGGGUCUUUGGAACAAGCCAUGUUGGAUGCACUUGUCAUGGACAGGGUUGCGUUUGUCAAGCUUCUCAUAGAAAAUGGAGUCAGCAUGCACAAAUUUUUAACAAUCCCCAGGCUGGAAGAGCUGUAUAACACCAAACAAGGCCCUACUAACCCAACUCUGUUUCAUCUUGUCCGAGAUGUAAAGCAGGGUAAUCUCCCACCUGGGUAUAAAAUUACUUUGAUUGAUGUGGGUCUGGUCAUUGAGUACCUGAUGGGAGGAACCUAUAGAUGCACUUAUACAAAAAAGCGGUUUCGGAUCAUUUACAACAAUCUUCAUGCUGGAAACCGGCGUUCUGGCCGAAACACCUCAAACAAUACACCUCAGAUGCGUAAAACUCACGAAUCAUUUGGAAGCAGGACCGAUAAAAAGGAGAAAAUGAGGCACAAUCACUUCAUCAAAACCGCCCAGCCUUAUAAACCGAAGCAAGAUGCCUCUGCUGAUGAAGGGAAGAGGAAGAGGGCCAAAGAUGAGAUUGUGGACAUUGAUGAUCCUGAAAUGAAGCGCUUUCCUUACCCAUUUAAUGAGCUGUUGGUUUGGUCUGUACUAAUGAAGAGGCAGAAAAUGUCUCUCUUCUUCUGGCAGCAUGGGGAGGAGUCCAUGGCAAAGGCUCUCGUUGCCUGCAAGCUGUGUCGCUCCAUGGCAUAUGAAGCAAAACAGAGCGAUGUCGUGGACGAUGCCUCAGAAGAACUGAAGGAACAUUCAAGUGAAUUUGGUCAACUGGCAGUAGAUUUGCUUGAUCAAUCUUUCAAACAGGAUGAAAUGAUGGCAAUGAAGCUUCUCACAUAUGAGCUGAAAAACUGGAGCAAUUCUACCUGCCUUAAGCUUGCUGUAUCUUCACGUCUACGCAAUUUUGUAGCUCAUACUUGUACCCAAAUGCUGCUGUCUGACAUGUGGAUGGGAACAUUAAAUAUGAGGAAGAAUUCCUGGUACAAGGUGAUUCUUAGCAUUUUGAUCCCUCCGGCAAUACUUAUGCUUGAAUAUAAAACGAAGGCAGAGAUGGCCCACAUACCCCAGUCUCAGGAUGCUCAUCAAAUGACCAUGGAUGACAGUGAGACAAAUUUUCAGAAUCUACCAGAAAACAUUGCCAUGAAUGUAUUUAAAGAAGUUCAGGUCUUUGACGGUACAGAAGUGAAGAGUGAAAUUGAGACUCAGACAAAAACUCGGAAGCUCCCGAUUACUCAGAAGCUCUAUGCAUUCUACCAUGCUCCAAUUGUUAAAUUUUGGUUUAACACUCUGUUCUAUUUGGCAUUUCUCAUGCUUUUCACCUUUGUGGUUCUUGUGAAGAUGGAGCCAUUGCCUUCUGCUCAAGAAUGGAUUGUAAUUGCAUACAUUUUUACCUUUGCAAUUGAAAAAAUUAGAGAGAUCUUCAUGUCAGAAGCUGGCAAAAUUAACCAGAAAGUAAAGGUGUGGUUUGGUGACUACUUUAAUAUCACAGACACAAUUGGCAUCAUUACUUUCUUCAUUGGAUGUGGUCUGAGACUUGGAGCGUAUAAAUACACCUCACAGGAUGGUGGUGAUGAUGACAGCAUUCCGGACUACGGGGACUAUGUUUUAGUUGCUGGAAGAUUAACAUACUGUCUUAAUAUCAUUUUUUGGUAUGUCCGAUUAUUGGAUUUUUUGGCUGUCAAUCAACAGGCAGGACCAUAUGUAAUGAUGAUUGGCAAAAUGGUGUCAAAUAUGUUUUACAUAGUUGUUAUUAUGGCUGUUGUACUUCUGAGUUUUGGUGUUCCCCGACAAGCCAUUCUGUAUCCAUCUGAAGGACCAAGUUGGACUCUUGCUAGGAAUAUUGUUUUCCAGCCCUACUGGAUGAUAUUUGGUGAAGUGUAUGCAUACGAAAUAGAUGUGUGUGCGAAUAACUCUGAGGUAAAAGAGCUGUGUCAUAUCGGAACAUGGCUGACACCGUUUCUUCAAGCUGUCUAUCUCUUUGUGCAAUACAUCAUUAUGGUGAAUCUCCUCAUUGCAUUCUUUAACAACGUGUAUUUCCAAGUAAAGGCCAUUUCAAACAUUGUGUGGAAGUACCAACGCUAUCACUUCAUCAUGGCUUAUCACGAGAAGCCGUUUUUGCCUCCACCUCUGAUCAUUUUCAGUCACUUGUCUUCCCUGUUCUGUUUCGUAUGCAGAAGACGAAAGAAAGACAAAUUUUCACAUGGACCAAAAUUAUUCCUCACAGAGGAAGACCAAAAGAAGUUACAUGAUUUUGAGGAACAGUGUGUUGAGAUCUACUUCAAUGAAAAGAAUGAUAAAUUUCAUUUGGGGAGUGAAGAGAGAAUACGUGUUACAACUGAGAGGGUCGAGCAGAUGUGUAUACAAAUUAAAGAGGUUGGAGAUCGUGUUAACUAUAUAAAACGUUCGUUACACUCUUUGGAUUCACAGAUUGGACAUUUACAAGACCUGUCUGCCCUUACUGUGGACACCCUGAAAACCCUGACUGCACAAAAAGCAUCUGAGGCUAGCAAGGUUCACAAUGAAAUCACCCGAGAACUGAGCAUAUCAAAGCAUUUAGGACAAAACUUGGUCGAUGAUGGCCCCCUCCGCACCUCCAUGAGGAAAAAGCAGAGUGUUAGCAAUUUUUUUGGCUCUUCAUUUCCACAAGGUAGUCCUGAGGGUAACAGUAACUUUCUAUUCAACAUUUCUCUGAGGGAUGAAAGAAAUGCCAUAUGCAAAAAGGUGGGUGAAGACUUUUUCCCACCUCUGAGAGAAAAACUAAAUAUUCCAGGGGCUGGUCCAUCUGGAUGUGCCUUAGUUUCUACUGCUGACUGUCCUACAGAAUUGCCCAGCAGUGCAGAGCAAAUUCAGGCUCUCAUCGAUAAUCAGAGCUCCGACAACACCACCAGUAGCACAUCACCUACAGCUACAUUUUUCGUAAGCACGCCAAACCAGCCAAGCUUGAAAAGUCAAAUGGAAGCAACAUCUAGGCUGGGAAUGUCUCACCAUCAAAGGUCCUCAAAAGAAGCAGAAAAUACUGUCGAAUAUGGAGCUUUUGUUGGUCACCGAGACUAUGUCAUGCUACAAAUUAAAAAACCUGAAAACCAAAGUGAGGGAGAAAUAAAUCCGUCUAAUGUGAUUGACGAGUGCCCCCCUGUCAGCCUGAAACAAGUGAGAUCCUGUGCUGGAUUUAUGGAGCUGACCAAAAUCUCCCAGUCCCUGCGCUCAGACCAGUUGCAUACCAGUAGCCGGAGAGCCUCUCUGACUGAAGAGACGAAUAUAGAUGACUCCAAAGAAGCCUUCCUCGUGGAUUGGCUGCAGGCUCAUUCCUCGUCAGAUAAACCAAAGUCUAUGGCAGAGGAGGAUGCUCUGAAUGGUAUUGGAUCACCUUUCAAGCCAAUAGUGGACAUCAAUUAUUGUUAUUCAGCUGUUGAAAGAAACAAUCUGAUGCGAUUAUCCCAGACUAUUCCAUUCACACCGGUGCCUCCAAAAGUAGAGAUGGUGACUGUGUACCGACUGGAAGAGAGUUCCCCCAACAUCCUAAAUAACAGCAUGUCAUCCUGGUCACAGCGGGGACUAUGUGCCAAGAUUGAGUUUCUGAGUAAGGAAGAGAUGGGCGGUGGGUUGAGGCGAGCUGUGAAAGUGGCAUGCACCUGGUCUGAAAAUGACAUCCUGAAGGCUGGGAACCACUACAUCAUCAAGUCCUUCCUUCCAGAGGUGGUAAAUACCUGGUCAGUGAUCUACAAGGAAGAUACUGUUCUCCAUCUUUGCCUAAAAGAAAUACAGCAGCAGAGGGCAGCACAGAAGAUGACAUUCGCUUUCAAUACAAUGAAGCCCAAAUCUAUCCCAUACUCCCCAAGGUUCUUGGAAGUGUUUCUUUUAUACUGUCAUUCGGCAGGGCAAUGGUUUGCUAUUGAAGAGUGUAUGAAUGGAGAGUUCCGCAAAUACAAUAACAACAAUGGAGAUGAGAGCAUCCCAACCAAUAUGUUGGAAGAAACCAUGUUGGCUUUUAGUCACUGGACCUUUGAAUAUACAAGAGGGGAACUUCUUGUUCUGGAUUUGCAAGGUGUUGGAGAAAAUUUAACUGAUCCAUCAGUUAUCAAGUCUGGACAAAAAAGGUCAUCGGAUAUGGUGUUCGGACCAGCGAACCUCGGAGAUGAUGCUAUUAAAAAUUUCCGUGCUAAGCACCACUGUAAUUCAUGCUGUAGAAAGCUUAAGCUCCCAGACUUGAAGAGGAAUGAUUACACGCCUGACAAAGUGAUAUUUCCUCAGGAUGAAAAUACAGAAACAUCGACUGAUCCUGAUAAUUCCACCAAAGAGUCCAAUUCUAUUCGGCUGAUGCUGUAACUUGGAAACCAGAAGUUGUUGACUGUUCUCAACCCUGACUCUAAAAAAAAAAAUGAGAGGGGUAUUGCACACAUGUGCGUGCUGCUAGAAGUCAUGACUAUCUUCUUUUUAAUACACACUUAGUGACGUAAAUACCUUACCUGUAAGGUGCCGCCGUCGGCAUGAGCCUGAGUGUUUGCUGUCUGCGUCUCCAGCUUUCGUUAUACUGCAGCUCCAGAAUGCCUUGUUCUUAAACAAAUGGAGUGAUACAGGAUGCCUUCCUAUUGGCUGCCCACCCAUAAUGAAUUCUGCCUGUGGGUGCAUUUUUAAAGAACGACUUGUCGACUUUAUGGAACAUAAUGAAAUGGUAACUUGAGUUUUAACUGUAUAUAGUGGCUAUCGUUUUAUACAUUUCAAUUAUAUUAUUUGAUUAGUAAAGUCGUGAUCGGCUGAUUAUUAUUGUAUAAUAGAGGAAGAGGGAGAAACUGUCCCUUCAAGUGUUGCCUUGUAAAGAGAAGUGCUUUCUUGUAUAUUAUGUCUGCUUAGAAGAUACAUCUUCCAAAGACCUCAAACUGUACAACUUGUAUAUCAAAUGAGAAUGUACAAAAUCUUAUUCAUUUUUUUUUUUUUUCCAAUGUAUUUAAACUUUGUGUACAAAGAUCUUUUAUUGUUAUGUGGUACCUGUUUUAAUGAAUUACUAAGUGGUUGUAAAUUAUGGGGCACUGCAAUGCAACUUGGCCAAUGAAUUGUAACAUAAUAUUUCCAAUGUUGAGCGUUUGUCUAGAAACUAUUAGAGGUACUAAAUGCAGGUUUUAACUACAGAACAAAUAUAGGGGGGAAUUCAAUUACAGGCGAAGACAUUUGCCUGGCCGAAUCAGUGAGGUAAGAGCAGCACUUUAUGGCAGCCCAAACUGGUACAAAAAUUGCUCCUAGCCCCAAAUGGUAAGAGCACUUUUGUCAGGAUUGGUCCAGCCGAGGGGUGCAAGAUGUGGUGCCAUUGCUGGCAUUUAAACGCCACGGCAAUUCGCACCCUUCGCUCGCAAUUGAAUUUCCACCCAUAAAGUUCUAUACAUUUUUACUCUGUAGUGUAUCUUAUAGAUACAAUACUUAUUAAGGCACGAACAAAUUAGCUGUUAAAAUUGUUUUAUGUUACUGGGAAAAAUGAAAUAUACUGUAUACAUUUUAUAUAUCAUUUAAAUCUUAAUCUAAAUAAAUUUAUUCUUCAAA
This is a messenger RNA of Pseudophryne corroboree (corroboree frog), 6911 nucleotides long. RefSeq names its product transient receptor potential cation channel subfamily M member 7 (gene TRPM7). Lineage: Eukaryota; Metazoa; Chordata; Amphibia; Anura; Myobatrachidae. Bases 87 to 5705 code for a protein of 1872 amino acids. The transcript is spliced from 39 exons. Gene Ontology annotation, molecular function: protein serine/threonine kinase activity; ATP binding; calcium channel activity. The record is from RefSeq and is a predicted model, not a curated record. Gene Ontology annotation, biological process: monoatomic cation transmembrane transport; monoatomic cation homeostasis; protein tetramerization. Gene Ontology annotation, cellular component: plasma membrane.